AUGGAAUCGGGCAAUGGCAAAAGUGAUAAGCCUCUUCACGUUGCCAUGCUCCCAUGGCUGGCCAUGGGUCACAUAAACCCCUUUUUUGAGCUGGCCAAGAUUCUUGCUCGAAAGGGUCACCAUGUUACCUUCAUAAACAGCCCCAAAAACAUCGAUCGCAUUCCCAAACCCCCCAAAACCUUACAACCAUUUAUUACACUGGUGAGGCUACCCUUGCCACGCAUACAGCAUCUUCCAGAAGGUGCAGAGAGCACGAUGGACGUUCCCUCAACAAAGUUAGGCUUCCUUAAGAAGGCUUUAGAUGGCCUCCAAGACUCUGUCGUGGAGGUCCUCAAAACUUCAAAGCCUGAUUGGGUUUUCUACGACUUUACAUUUGAGUGGUUGCCCGAAAUAGCUAAGAGCCUCAACAUCCCCUGUACAUUUUACCACAUAACCCCAGCGUGGAACGUAUCCUUCUUUGCUGCACCAAAGAAGCAAAUGAACUUAGAUUUCUCCCUCAAAAGCAUGUGCGGCCCUCCCACGUGGCUCCCUUUCCGCACAAGCAUUCAUCUCAGGCCUUACGAGUUGAUGAGAGCACACAACAUUCCCAAGGAUGAGGAGACAGGAGAGAGGGCUUCUUUUGACAUCAACAAGGCAUUUUCCAGCUGUGACUUGUUUCUUAACAGAUCUUGCAGAGAGCUUGAGGGAGAGUGGUUAGAUUGUCUUGCCGAUAUCUACAACGUUCCUGUGAUUCCAGUGGGGGUGAUUACACCAUCCAUGCAGAUAAGGGAUGUUGAAGAGGAAAAUAAAAACCCUGACUGGCGAGUUGCACUGAGUCAGCAAGAUCUCACUGAGUUGGCUCAUGGGAUUGAGCUUUCUGACCUGCCUUUCUUUUGGGCUCCGAAGAAACUGAAAGAGGGGUACUUGAGUUGCCAGAGGGGUUUGAGGAGAGAACCAAGGAUCGUGGGAUUGUUUGGAAGACUUGGCCCUCUUUUCAAGGGUGCUAGAGAAAAGAAUGUGGCUAUGGAAGUGCCAAGGAGCGAGGAAGAUGGGUCCUUUACUAGGGACUCUGUGGCCAAGACAUUGAGGUUCGCAAUUGUAGAUGAAGAUGGCAGUACUCUGAGAGAGAAUGCCAAGGAGAUCAGCAAGAUUUUCGGUUCCGAAGAACUUCAUGAUCAAUACAUUGAAGAUUUUAUUGCUGCACUUCAGAAGUAUAGUAGGCUUUCUUCCACUUCUAAGUAG
Molecule: messenger RNA, 1221 nt
Organism: Sphenostylis stenocarpa
Lineage: Eukaryota; Viridiplantae; Streptophyta; Magnoliopsida; Fabales; Fabaceae
Source: the annotation of a GenBank genome assembly